ACUUUUAUAAAGCAGCAGCAUUUCUAUACCAUUCCCCACAACCCCACACUCCUUCAUUUCCUUUCUCUAGUAAUAAAAUUCAGAUCCAGCUGAGGAAACCAGGUAGUGGCAACGGGAGAUCUGCUUAAUCAGACCAGGAGUGAGGAGGAGAAAAGCAAGAGAGGAAAGCCAUGGAAAAGUUUCAUUUUUUGUUGGACCUGCUCAUCAGACACCACAGGGCCAUGUCCAGGAGCUUCUUGAGCCUGCUGACAGCUGGUGGGCAGACCAUCUUCUCCAAGAUAGUGUUCCAAUGCCCCUGUGACGAUAAAUUGAAAAUACCCUAUUCUUUUUUAUUCUUAUUUGUCCCAGCCCUGGUCCUCUUCCUUCUGGGCUACCUGCUGAGCUCUAAGGUAGAGCAGGUGGUGACUGGCUGCUGUGCCGGGGACCAACGAGGCACUCUUAAGAAGACAAAGAUGUUCUGUAAGAAGGUGACAUGCAGUCAAAUGACCUUGGCUGCUCUCCUGGCGCCGUUCAUCUGGAUUGCAAUGGCACUGCUGGAGGGUGGUUAUUUUGUGUGUAUGUGGCACCAAAGGAGCUUGUGUUGGGAGCGCAACUGUUUCGAGAUGCCUUGCCAGAACACAAACUUCACAAACUCCGAGAACAUCGUGGCUAUAUCUCAGAUGGUAGGUUGGGUACUGAUAGCUGUUGUUAUGGUUCUGUCCACGAUGAUCAAGUGCCAUAUCUGUUGCACACCUCAAGUUGGUUUUGAUCAGCUCCAGUCCCAGGAAAACUACGAGAAAAAAGAAAAUGAGACAUCAAUUGCUGAAUCAAAGAAGUAUCCUACUGACUUGAUGGAAAGAAAUGUCAAGUGCUUCUCAGAAAAUAUCCACCUAGGCAGUAUGAGAAUUCCAAGCACUGAGAAACUGGAUGAUAUUUCACCAUUGAUUAAGCCUACUGAUACAGAAUAUAGUAUAUUUGAUCCUCAAAACUCUGUUUCUGAUUGCAAUUAAAGGGUUGAAGCAAUUCUCCACAAUACUACACCAAGGAAAUGUCACCAACGAUCCUAAACAUGUGGAUUUAAAGUUGGAAGGGACCUUAUUUCACAAAUUAAGCAACCAAGGCGCAAGGAUUUUGAUUUACAUUUUGUACACAAAUAUUAAUUUUGCUAAUGAACUGGGGCCAAAUCUUAUCAUAAUUUUUCCUUUGGUAAUGAUAUUAUUUUUAUAUUUCAUAGAAUCAUGAAUGUUUCAGUUAGGAGGGACUUUAAGGAAAUGGCAAACCACUCUAGUAUCUUUACCAAGAAAACCCCAAAUGGGGUCACAAAGAGUCAGAUGUGAUUCAACAACAGCAGCACUUAUUUGUUUUGAUGUCGUCUCCUCUUGCCAUCCCACUCUCCACAUUACUCUGUGAACUCUUUUCAAACAGAAACUUUUGGGUUUUGGGGUUUGCCUUUUUGUUUGUUUUUGGUUUUGCCUUUCUUUGUAUCCUCAGCACAUAGUUCCUGGAACAUAGUAGAUGCUUAAUAAAUGCUAGUUGAUGGAUUGACUAACUGAAUGCUUUAAAAUCCGGGAUUUAGGAAAGGUACUAAGAGAGAGAAAGUAAAAGUGAACUCAGGGAUCCAAAGUUUAUAACAGAAAUUUCUUAUGAAAUUUAGAUGCUCAGAAUGUAAUGUCACAUGUAAAGACAACAGGAGAGAUUAAAUAAUAAUAAGUAAUAAGGAAGAGGAUAAUAAAAAUCUAACAUUUAUAUAGUACUGGACUGUAAAAUAUCUUAAUUAUCACUUUUUUAUCUUUACAAUGACUCUGGAAUGUAGGUGCUGUUAUUAUCAUCCUCAUUUUAUAGAUAGGGAAACUGAGG
Vombatus ursinus (common wombat) is the source of this 1836-nucleotide messenger RNA. Its product is annotated as calcium homeostasis modulator protein 6-like. Lineage: Eukaryota; Metazoa; Chordata; Mammalia; Diprotodontia; Vombatidae. The record is from RefSeq and is a predicted model, not a curated record. Gene Ontology annotation, molecular function: monoatomic cation channel activity.